Molecule: messenger RNA, 921 nt
Organism: Monascus purpureus
Lineage: Eukaryota; Fungi; Ascomycota; Eurotiomycetes; Eurotiales; Aspergillaceae
Source: the annotation of a GenBank genome assembly
AUGCCGGCAAUUCUCGAACCGCGGAACGUAACCCACGUUCCUAUCAGCGAUGAUGAGCGUGCCUCUCGGACGAUGUCUCGUCAGAAUAUCGAAAAGGCAGUAGUUGCUCUUGCUGAAGAUGGCGUUGUUGUCCUUGAUAAUGCUGUCUCCGAGAAGUCAUUGGACUUUCUCAAUGGGAGGAUGACCAAGGAAGCCAGACAACUGCGUGAAGACAGCAAUACGCAGUUCAACUACAGCAAGAAGGCACAGAACAUCCUGCAACACAUGAUUCCCGAACCUGAGUACAUUCUCUCAGACAUUCAAGCCAAUCCAUUCGCCAUUGCCGUGUGCAAGGCUGUCCUGGGACCAAAGCCCGUCCUCCGCUACCACAAGGCCAAUACGAACUUCCCCGGCGAGUCCCGCCAGCCAGUGCAUUCGGAUGUACACUAUCAACAUCCUCGUGCCUGUUUCGCGCUCGCAGUGAACACAGUUCUCAUCGACUGCUCACCGGAGAACGGUUCAACGGAAUGCUGGCCCGGAACCCACCUGACUACCAGAUUUGCCGACCAAAACGGAAUGAACGGCAUCUUCACUCACCUGCUUGAGGAACGUGCCAAAACAGCACCUCCCGUGCAACCGACAAUCAAAAAGGGGGGUCUCAUCAUCCGUGAUAUGCGAUUGUGGCAUGCCGGUAUGCCCAAUCGGACUGCAGACCAGGUCCGUGUGAUGCUGAACCUGAUUUACUUUGCCGACUGGUACCGUUCCCCCAUGAAGAUCAAGUUCCCCAAGGAAUCCGAGGCGCGCAUUCGGCAACUCGAGGCCGAAAGCGGCACUGAGAUUGCAGCCGAGUUUGUUGACCAGCUGGACCAUCUGACCCUGUGUCACACGCAUGACUUUGGACAGGAUGAUAAGAGGGAGGAGUUUGGGAGGAAUCGGGAGUGA